AUGCACGCAGGACGUUUCUUUGGGAUCGUGCCUUUGGCGCUGAUCGGCGCCCUAGCGACAAGCUUGCUCUUGUCCGUUUCUCUGGUUUCUGCUGCCGGCCCGGAAAGAUUCGCAACAGCGCCAAACGGACGAGGCAAGGUGGCGGUGGUGUUCAGCGAUGUAAAGUUCGACGACAAGGCGGCGGUGUGGAGCUUGCUUGCGGACCCGCAGUACCAGCGCGUCGUGGUCGUCACCUCCGGAAUCAACAAGCACAGGAAUGCGGCUCAGGAGCUGGUGAAUUUCGUGGACCGCCAGAGCGAGCACCUCGGCUCUCGAAACCUCAAAGAUAAGCUGAAGCUGAUCGAAGGCGGCAAUCCCUUGGGCAUGGAAGCUCCGCACGAAGUCUGGUACAACGGCGUGCCAGCCAUGCAGAUUCCGCGAUUGAACGCGCGAGACAUGCAUCGAGAGCUUGCCGGCAAAAAGGUCGCCAUCUUCCAGAUUGCACCGGCCCAACUCGACGAUGUCAAGCUCGUCAUCGACAGCGCCGACCACGGGACCGUUCAGAGUCUAAUGCUGCUUCACGGCUAUAACAGCCGCCAGGCUGACAUGGCCGCCCAGGAACGCUUCCUUCUCCAGCUGCGACCGCUCGUCAAGAGGAACAACCCGCAAGGCGAAGUGUACUUUACAUCGUCCUUCCAGUCGUAUGCGGCCAAGGACGGCGGAAAGCAGCCGUUGCAAUGGGUCGCAGAACGAUUCGCGCCGUACGACGUUGAUCAGGCCAUGCGAGAUCCGUUCUGGUCUCAGCAGAUUAGCGCAGGAAGUCAGUUUCUCCCGGCAGGACACCAAUCGCCGCUUCCGCUCCACGAUAGGGAAGGCCUGGACAGGUACAUCUUUGAGGCGCGGCGCGACCCCACAAGGUACGCUGCUCGACGACACGCCAUCUACCACCAUGUAGACGCAAUCUUGAACAGCAUGUCUGCCGAGCAGAAACAGGAGCGUGCUCGACUCGUAGGCCGACUGGAAAACACCUUCAAGCCGGAAUUCGGUGGUGCAGGAACGACGAUCGAGAUGGCAGACGCCGCACACAUUGCCCAUUUCCAUCGCGCCCAGGCUGCCAACGGCGCUGGUGGUGUCUGGGCGAGGCACGAGCGCGGUGUCACUGCACCGGGCGCGGCGGCAGGCUUCCAGCAAGUCACGCAUCCCGCACACGCUGACGGCGUCCUUCUCCAAGGUGGACACACCGCCCUGGAUCGUGCGUGGAUCGAUGGGCUGGUUAGAAGCGUGCGCGGCUGA
This is a messenger RNA of Moesziomyces aphidis, 1272 nucleotides long. The record is from the annotation of a GenBank genome assembly. NCBI's taxonomy places the organism in Eukaryota, Fungi, Basidiomycota, Ustilaginomycetes, Ustilaginales, Ustilaginaceae.